GGCUUUUCUUUCCCUUCGUUGUUGGCACUAGCUUGUAGAGUGGGUUUCCGAUGGAGACCCUUGUCAUGAGGGCAGGGAGAGGUUUGACGGCAUUGCUAUGCCUCUUGCCCUUGACCUUGACGAGCACUUGGCUCGAGGCAUCAGAUGGUUCCGCGCAUCUUUCAUGCCGAGCAAUGUGUCGCACACGAUCGGGAGGAGAAGUGCUGAGACUGAGGGGGGGAGAGGAUGGCUUUGCUGGGCUGACAGAUGAGAACCGAACUCUCUUUACACGAGCAUGGAAGGACAACCAGUUCUUUGCUCUUGCGGACAGCCAGGCGUCACAGAAGGGGGAGGAGGAUGAGUUUCCGGUGAGGCUGCUGACUCAGGAGGAGAGAAAGGAGAAAGCGAGGUUGAGGGAGAAGGAGCCAUGGUUUGGAGCCGAGGACGAGAGCUCGCAUCUCGAGGAGGAUGAUGAGUUGAUGGCGCAGACAAUCCUGCAAGAGGCUGGACUACAGCAUGUUGAGGAGGGACUGGAGGGAAUAGAGUGUCCCCCUCCUCCUACCGUAUUUGAGCAGCAGGUCUUUGAUUCCGAUGAAGCGAAUGCUGGGAAUCAGCUGAACUACGUCAGCGAGGACGUCUACGAGGGUCUGAGACGAGAUGUGGAGGGGUGGUGCAACGAGACUAUGACGACCGAGGACGAAAAUGAGCAGGAGGAGGAGGAGGAGGAGCAGAAUGCCGGAGCUCAGCAGGAGCUCGAGAUAAUUGAUUCGCCUCCCUGCUCACUGGGACGCCGGAGGAGCUUAUGGAGCCGCUACAUCGAGCACAACGUGACGGUGUUUAACGUCAGCGAUGCUGAGGGGUACGCUGAAGCGAUCAGAGAGAAGAAAGUCGUCGCUCCUGUGACCCUGACGGCAUCAGCUUCAGUUCUCUCCGCGAUCUUUGCCAAGUUUGUCAACGAGUAUCAGAGGCAGGGAGCUCGAGCGUCUCGCACGGAGUUCUCGAUUGUUGACAACGCCAUCACGACUAUCCUCAAGGGUGCAACUCAAAUUGGAUGUGGAACACGGCAGCAGAUCGUGUGGUCAUUAGGGCAGAUUAGGAAGGUCCUUCAGGUCGGGUUUGAGGUGGGAGCGACGAGCGGGCAAGUGAGCGCAAGGAUGAGGCAGAGGGCGAGGCAGUUGCGAGACACCAACGUGGUACGGGCCAAGGAGAUGAGGCUGGUGGAGGAGGUGAUCAAAAUGAUGGAGACGUACGAUACCAUCCUGCCAGACACUCCGUACGAGGACAAGGAGGAUGAAUAAACCAACCAGGUUGG
Molecule: messenger RNA, 1291 nt
Organism: Guillardia theta CCMP2712
Lineage: Eukaryota; Cryptophyceae; Pyrenomonadales; Geminigeraceae
Exons: 9
Coding region: 51-1277 (408 amino acids)
Source: RefSeq, a predicted model, not a curated record